AUGAAUAAUAGGAUAUUAAAAGAAUUUUUAAAGGCUAACUUUAUUGAAGCUAAAACACUCAAACUCGUUAAAACUGAUAAUGGAGUACCACAGGGAGGUAUCAUAUCACCAAUCAUAUCUAAUAUGGUGUUAGAUGGUUUAUAUGAUCAUAUAAUUAAAGAUUUAACUAGAAGGGGUAUAAACUCUAGUAGUAUUAAGAAUACGAAAUUUGUCAGAUAUGCUGAUGAUUUCUUAGUAACCUUCCCAUAUGACUGA
Ogataea haglerorum is the source of this 255-nucleotide messenger RNA. RefSeq lists its product as uncharacterized. The record is from RefSeq and is a predicted model, not a curated record. Bases 1 to 255 code for a protein of 84 amino acids. The transcript has a single exon. Lineage: Eukaryota; Fungi; Ascomycota; Pichiomycetes; Pichiales; Pichiaceae.